GACUGACUGACAGUUGAUUUCGCGACUACUCGCCCGACACAUGCUCAACAUUUUCCGCGUGCUGUCUUAUCGGACCUGUUGCUUUUGCAUCGAAUUCACGGCCAGUCUCGAGAGCGAGUGCAGUGACUCCCGAUUCUAAUUAAUUCUCUCUCUGGACCCACACACACACACACCGGUUGUUUCGAUUUAGCAUGGACUAGAUUGGGUGGAAAAAAAAUCAGUAGAGGAUUAGACCAUGUCCGAUUCGCAGGAGUACGAGAACAAGCUGGACGUGAACGCGUCCAGCACGUCGGCGUCUCCGAGGACGCCGCCGAAGUGCGCCCGUUGCAGGAACCACAGCAAAAAGAUCGCCCUGAAGGGCCACAAACGGUAUUGCAUGUAUCGCUCCUGCAAGUGCGAGAAAUGCCGGCUGACGUCCGAAAGGCAGCGCGUGAUGGCCAUGCAGACGGCGCUGCGGCGGGCCCAGGCCCAGGACGAAGUCAUGCUGCGGAACGGGAACGUGAAUCCCGAAGAGAUAGGCAUCGUGCCGGCGGGCCAGCAGAGCCCGCCGUUGGUGACGUCGCUGAGGCGACGCUUCGACUGCGAUUCCUCCGGGUCGUCGCAGUGCUCCGAUCAACUUUCCGCGAAAGUUAUGAAAGUGACGCCCAUACCGAUGGGCCACCAGAGCCCGCCGCCGCCGCUCAAGAGGCGACUGGACUGCGAUUUUUCGGGGGCCUCGCAGAUGGGCGAGCCGCCCUCCAAGCUGAUCCGGCUGACGCCUCCGUCGGAGAUUCCAUCCACCACCAGCACUAAUUUUAGCUCUAUUGUCGAUUGCCAUUCUUCCUACCCGCCAGAUUGUAAAGUUGCCCAAAGCUCGGACCUGCUGGAAGACUGCCAGAAAUUACUAGAACGAUUUAAGUACCCAUGGGAAAUGAUGCCAUUAAUGUACGCCAUACUCAAAGACGCCAGAGCGGAUUUGGAGGAGGCUUCUAGGAGGAUAGAUGAAGGACAAUUGGUAGAAGUUCUUUUGAAUUUAUGCAAUCGAGUGAGGGACAAGUUUCAUUUAUCUUGGAGGAUGAUUUCUUUAGUUAGUGUCGUUUUAAAAUAUUCCAAACAAAACGAAGAUAAUGCUUUCACUAGAAUAGAAGAAGCUUUUCGAGAAACGCAAAAUCUAAGAGAAGCAAGAGCUGUGCCAAAUUUAGCUUUACAAUGUAGCUACCAAACAAUUCCAUGGAAUCAUCCUAGUCUUUACGCAUCGGCCUUCUACUACUCGCCUUGGUUGCUGAAUCCUAAUUCGUGUCAUUAUCCUUCGUCUACGUUGCUCAGCACGGCCCCGACGACGUGUUCUUCGCCCAGCUCGCCGACCGCCAAUUCACCCCUAGCGUACACCCCAAUUAGGCCGGAGAGUCGAACGUGAUAAGAUUAAUCAUUCCUGUGCGAUGUCGUCCGGUUUUACUUACGGCU
This is a messenger RNA of Phyllotreta striolata, 1443 nucleotides long. The record is from the annotation of a GenBank genome assembly. Lineage: Eukaryota; Metazoa; Arthropoda; Insecta; Coleoptera; Chrysomelidae.